AUGUCUUCUUCAGCUACCAACACUGUCUCCGGCGAGCCCAACAAGCUGAACGCCCAGUAUCACUCCGUGAAGGGCACCACCGUCGAAGCUGUUGGCAACCUCACCGGCGCGACUUCGUGGCAACAGUCAGGAAAGGAAGAACACGCGGCUGGCGAAGCCGAGUACAAGGCUGCCCAAGCCAAGGAAUAUGUGGAGGGAGCGGUGGAUCGUGUCGCUGGAAAGACAGAUGCCAUUGUUGGGGCCGUGACUGGCGACAGGCAAAAGGAGAUAUCUGGAAAUAUUCAACACGAUAAGGGCCAAGCUCAGCAAGAGAUUAACAAGAUAUGA
Messenger RNA from Cyclocybe aegerita, 327 nucleotides. Lineage: Eukaryota; Fungi; Basidiomycota; Agaricomycetes; Agaricales; Hemipholiotaceae. The record is from the annotation of a GenBank genome assembly.